This is a messenger RNA of Xenia sp. Carnegie-2017, 969 nucleotides long. RefSeq names its product guanylate kinase-like. Gene Ontology annotation, molecular function: GMP kinase activity. Bases 211 to 792 code for a protein of 193 amino acids. The record is from RefSeq and is a predicted model, not a curated record. Gene Ontology annotation, biological process: purine nucleotide metabolic process. Gene Ontology annotation, cellular component: cytosol. The transcript has 9 exons. Lineage: Eukaryota; Metazoa; Cnidaria; Anthozoa; Malacalcyonacea; Xeniidae.
UUGGGACGCGUAUGUGAUAAAAAUAUGUACUCCGUAAAACUGAGAAUUUUCUGUAUUUUUUAUUAGAAAGCGUCGUUGUGCCGGGGGGAUGAUGAGGCUGUAAAUAUGGCUGAAACAUUCCGAUCUUGUAAUCUGCCAACUGUCAAAUGCAAAUGAUCCGUUCAUUUUUAAAACAUAUUUAAGAAAUUUUACUACAGGACUUGGUGCAGCAUGUCAACAAAAAAGCUUCUUGUGUUGUCUGGUCCUAGCGGUGCCGGCAAGUCCACUUUACUGAAACAGUUAUUGAAAGAAUAUCCAAAUAAUUUUGGAUUUUCUGUCUCCCAUACAACACGAAAACCUAGAAGUGGCGAAGUAGAUGGAAAAGAUUACCAUUUCUCGCAGCGUGAAGAAAUGUCGAAGGCCAUCGAGGAUGGUGAAUUUUUAGAACACGCCUGUUAUUCGGGAAAUAUGUAUGGAACCAGCAAGAAAGCAGUCCGAGAUGUUCAAGAGCAGGGAAAGAUCUGUAUCCUAGAUGUUGAUAGACAGGGAAUACUUAAUGUAAAAAAUGCCGGCAUAGAUGCAUUUUAUCUGUUUAUCAAACCUCCUUCGAUGGCAAUUCUGGAGAAAAGAUUACGUGGACGUGGUACAGAAACAGAAGAUUCAAUUCAAAAAAGACUGGGUAUUGCCAAGGCUGAUUUGGAAUAUGCUGAAGUAAAGGAUGCAUAUGAUGCAACCGUGAUAAAUGAUGAUCUACAGCAGUCAUAUAGUCAACUGAAAGAAGUUAUUAGUAUGAAUAUCUGUCCUCUCAUUUGAAUUUAAUUCAUUUCAUUGAAAAUGACAACAUAUGUCCUCAAUCAAUCAAUCGUGUACCAUUGUUAUAUUUAUUUUCCCAUGCAAUGAAAUUUUAAUAUAAUGAAUAAUGUAUUGAUCAAUUUUACAUGUCUUUUUAAGAAAAGAAUUUUGAUCUUGAAUUAAAUUUUUUGUCCCUGA